This is a messenger RNA of Galdieria sulphuraria, 2075 nucleotides long. RefSeq names its product ABC transporter, ATP-binding protein. Gene Ontology annotation, molecular function: ATP binding; ATP hydrolysis activity; ABC-type transporter activity. The transcript has 4 exons. The record is from RefSeq and is a predicted model, not a curated record. Bases 45 to 1997 code for a protein of 650 amino acids. Gene Ontology annotation, cellular component: membrane. NCBI's taxonomy places the organism in Eukaryota, Rhodophyta, Bangiophyceae, Galdieriales, Galdieriaceae.
CAUUUUUUCUUGGUAGUUUCAUCUGAUUUUGAUUCCGUUAGAAAAUGCACGCAGUGGAGAAUAGUCAUAUACCAUCCGAGGAGCCAUAUACCGUGACUAUAGAGGAUCCUCAAGAAGAUAUACCUGUAGCCAAUGCAAAUUCCGAAACCUUUGGAGCUUUGUUUGCUUGGCACAAUAUCACUGUAAAAGUUACAGUGGGUUCCAGUUCCUGGAAGAGUAAAUUGGGUUUCUCAAAGUCUCCAAAAGUGACUGAAUUAGGAGAAAAACUUAUCUUAAACUCCGUGAGUGGCAUAGUGGAACCAGGACAAGUAUUAUUUAUUAUGGGUCCGUCUGGAAGUGGAAAGUCGACUCUGUUAGAUUCUCUUGCUGACAGAGUUAAACUUCCAGUAUACGGAGCCGUGACACUUGAUGGCCAUCCUAAAGACGCCUUUGCUUUCAAACAAAGUGCUAAAUAUGUGGAGCAAUUCGAUCAUCUAUUCUCUUCGCUAACAGUCAAGGAAACACUCAGUUAUGCAGCUCAAUUUUAUUGCAACUCUGAAGAAUGUCGUUCAACUAGAGUAGAAGAUGCAAUGGAGAUAUUAGGUCUGAAAAAUCAACGUGAUGUAAAAGUUGGCGGCGUUUUCUUUCGUGGACUAUCUGGUGGACAAAAAAGAAGAUUAUCGGUUGGUGUUGAGUUGGUUUCUGCACCUCGCUUACUGUUUUUGGAUGAACCUACCAGUGGAUUAGACUCGGCUUCUGCCUUUAAUCUGAUUCAAUCUUUGCGAAACAUUGCUCGUAGUCGUGGAACAACAAUUGUUUGUACUAUUCAUCAACCAAGUGAAACCGUUUUCGAAAUGUGUGAUCAAUUAUUGUUACUUUCAGGUGGCCGUGCUGCUUAUUUUGGUCCUCCUAAAGAAACUUUGGAUCACUUUGGACAGCUCGGAUUUUCUAUUCCUGAACAUACCUCUGUUGCUGAAUGGGUGAUUGAUCUGAUCAACGCAGACUUUGGAGAUGUCGAAACAGUCAGUCAAAUUUUAGAUGCUUGGCCAACCAGUGAAAAGGCAGAUUUCCUUUAUCGAAGGUUGAAGCAGUUGAAUAUUACGGACAAUGAAGAAUUUGUGGUAAAGAAACAGACACCUUUGUCUUCUAUUGGACGUAAGGACGUUCAGUUUGCUACUUCUAUGCCUUGGCAAACAAGUGUACUUGUUCGUCGUGGUUUUCUCAACGUUCUUCGAAACCCUGCUGUUGUUUGGUUGAGGUUUGCAAUGUAUGUCAUGUUAGCUAUUUUGAUUGGGAUUGUAUGGCUUCGGUUAUCACAAUCAGCUUCGAAUAUGCAAAACUUUGCGAGUGCUUUAUUCUACGUUGCAGCAUUUAUGGUCUUUAUGAGUAUAAGUGUUCUUCCAGCCUAUUUAGAAGAGAAAGAAAUAUUUGUUCGUGAAAGAGCCAAUGGAACUUAUCAUGUGCUUUCUUAUCAAAUUGCUCAUUUUCUUGUGGAUGUUCCGUUUGUUUUCUUAUUGGCUUUGGUAUCUGGAACUAUAUGUUAUUGGCUAGUUGGCAUGAAUUCGUCAUUUGGUCGUUAUUGCUUUUUUAUUUGGACUUUGUUUUUAUCUCUUUUGGUAGCCGAGAGUAUGAUGAUGGUUAUAGCUGCCGUAGUUCCCUAUUUUAUUGUGGGUAUUGCCAUGGGAGCGUUUGUAUUUGGUGCUUUUAUGUGCGUACAAGGAUUCUUUAUUCCAUUGAAUAACAUUGGUUGGUGGUUCAGAUGGUUCCGUUAUAUUGCAUUGAAUUAUUAUAGUUUUGCCAACUUUAUGAAAAAUGAAUUUAGCGACCUAACAUUUUCACCAUCUCCCAACUAUAUUCCUCCUUAUCCCAACCCUGUGCCUGGAGUUAAUUAUUUGGAACAGUUUGGUUUUGCCUCUGUCAACGAAUGGGGUUAUUCCGGAGUUUUGAUUGGAAUGGCUAUUAUCUAUCGUAUUAUUGCUGGUUUUUGGAUGUGGUGGUUUCAUACAGGGAAGCAUUGAGUUGUGUAAAGACACAAAGAUUGUGUGAAUAAAACAAAUAAUUUUCAAAUGUUUCAGAAUAAAUCAAAGGUUUCUGUU